Corvus hawaiiensis (hawaiian crow) is the source of this 3292-nucleotide messenger RNA. It is a transcript of the gene PTP4A2, whose product is annotated as protein tyrosine phosphatase 4A2. The transcript has 6 exons. The record is from RefSeq and is a predicted model, not a curated record. Gene Ontology annotation, cellular component: nucleus. Gene Ontology annotation, molecular function: protein tyrosine phosphatase activity. Lineage: Eukaryota; Metazoa; Chordata; Aves; Passeriformes; Corvidae. Gene Ontology annotation, biological process: protein dephosphorylation; positive regulation of cell migration. Bases 667 to 1170 code for a protein of 167 amino acids.
GGGCCCCGCCGCCCGCCCGCGACCCCGCCCGACCCCGCCCGGCCCCCGGCCCGCUCAAUGCCCAGGGUGUUCUGUUGGAGGAUACUUGGCACAUUUAUGGCGAUUCUGAGCGUCAGGGCAGACUUCUGCCAGGCCCAGCACAGCACCCUGGCUGCCAAGUGAGCUGAGGGGGCUCCCCACGGGUGUGCCAGAAUUCCCUUUGCCUUGAAGACUCCGGGAACACAGCGGGACGCGCUCAAAUUUAUGGGAUAUCUCCUGCCCAUUGGAAGCAGAUUCCUGUCACUGACUCUGGCAGAACUCAGCGCCAGGAAAACGAAGUGGAGACAAAACCUGCCCUUACUUCCUUCGCCUCACCAGUGCCUAAAUGUAGAACAGGCUGCCUAGUCUUGCAUGUAGUCGGAAUUUCGGGAGUCUGAAGGAUACCACCCGCCAGGAAUUGAGGAUUCUGAAGCAAACCUGCUUUUCUAGGAGCAAAAUCCCUGAGGAACAAACCCGUCAAAGCAAGCUCUGAUCAAUCCCAAGCAUAUUAGUGGUCUUUUUGAUGUUUUCUGCUGUGAAACGUUUCCAAGGUCAUUGAUUUUUUUUUUCCCUCCCCUUUUAUUUUUCUUCUUUUUUUUCUUUUCUUUUCUUUUUUUUUUUGGCCCCUCACACAUUUUCUUUGCCAUUAUGAACCGUCCAGCCCCCGUGGAAAUUACAUACGAGAAUCUGCGUUUCCUGAUCACUCACAACCCAACCAAUGCAACCCUCAGCAAGUUCAUCGAGGAGCUGAAGAAGUACGGGGUGACAACCUUGGUGCGAGUUUGUGAUGCCACUUAUGAUCAAGCUCCAAUCGAGAAAGAAGGAAUCCAAGUUCUAGAUUGGCCGUUUGAUGAUGGAGCACCACCCCCAAGUCAGAUCGUGGAGGACUGGCUGAACCUUUUGAAAACCAAAUUUCGGGAGGAGCCUGGAUGCUGUGUGGCUGUUCACUGUGUGGCAGGCUUGGGAAGGGCUCCUGUUCUGGUUGCACUUGCUCUCAUUGAAUGUGGAAUGAAGUAUGAGGAUGCAGUUCAGUUUAUAAGGCAGAAAAGGAGGGGAGCUUUCAAUUCCAAACAGCUGCUUUAUCUGGAGAAAUACCGGCCUAAGAUGCGAUUACGCUUCAAAGAUGCCAACGGUCACUGCUGUGUUCAAUAAAUAAACAAACAAAAAGAUCUCAAAAGGAAGGCAGAAGUGAGCAGGGGGCUCUUCUCUGGACUCUUGGCACCUGGAAAUGUGAAUCUGGAAUCAAAACAAAACGUCAUCAAAUUAACGGUGGAGUCAGUGCUCCUCAACCUGUGUCCUAAAAAAUAAUAAUAAUAAAAAAAAAUGGGUGAUGAUGAUUGAGAGGAAAAAAAAAACCAACCCAAAAUUAAAAAAAUAUAAUAAUAAUAAUAAUAAUAAUAAAACCCAAUUAAGAGAAACAUUUCAGUGAAGGAUUGUUUUCUCCUUACGCUGCAAUCUGCGAGGAGAAAAGCAGUUUCUGACCCUUCUGUAUUUUUAACUUUUUAAGAAAAGAAAUAAAGUCAACUUUAUGUCUGAGGAAAAGCAGCAGAGCAUUGGCUUGUGCAGGGAGUAUUUUCUUGAGGAAAGCACCCCCCAGUCAGGGCCUGAGCCAUGAAUUCCUCUUUAAACUCUUGGAAAAGGAGGUUUUUUUUGGUUUUAACCUGGCAGAGACACGAGGAGGAGCCUUUGUGGCUGGCUGGGAACAGCCUUAAGCCCCUUUUUGGGCACAUCCCAGGGGAUUGGGUGAUGUCUGUGCUGGGUGUUUCCCAUGGAAUUCUGACUCCUGGGGGGCUUGAACAGAAACCUCACUGCCUAAACCCUCUGGUGAUUCUACUUUUGAGAGUGUGUGAGAUUCUCUGUGUGUGUCAGUCUUGAUUUUUUUUUCCAAAGAAUUUGGCUGAAAUGUUAAUUACUCCCUUUCUGUUGCUAGACAGAAAAUCCAUCCUGGCACAGGACUGAUGUUCCAAAGUGUCCUGGGUGAGCAAGGGGCGAUUCAGACAAGGACUUAAAAUUAAUUUCUCUGUCAAAAAGAUGGAAAAGGCUUUUUUUUUUUUUUUUUUUUUUUUUUUUUUUUGCUGCUGCUAUCCACAUUCCCUGCCUUGCUGAGCGCAGGAAAUUGGGAUUUGGGGCCAGGUGUGAGGGAAAAAUGAGGGGGGAUUUUCUCAACUGAACCACUGAUUGCCUUCUUCUUUUUUAUUGGGGUCUUUGGGAGGGAGAAUCCCUAAUUGCACCCCAAAAUCCUGGCACCCUUCAUCAGCAAACCCUAACAACUCGGAUUUUUGGAGAUCUUUUUGUGGGGCUGCCAGGGAACCAAUUAAGGGAUUUUAGGAGCAAUUUUAGCCAGGCUGCUUCUACCAAACACACUUUUUGUAGUGCCCUGCCUCAGGGGUGACCUUGUGCACCUUCUCCUGGAUGUUUUUCCAUAAUAUCCAGCCUUGGAAGGGUUUGGAUCCAGGUUUAGGACUCUGUUCCCUUGGGAUAUUUUGCUGUUGUUCUGUACCUGCAGCAGGUGUGGCCUCGUACCCAUCCUCCCUUCCCAGGAUUUCUCCCUCUUCCAGACUCCUGCACGAACCUUUCCAGAGCACAGGGAAUGGACUUUUGCAAUUCCAAUCCUUGGGAGAGCUUUUAGAAAUUUAAGCAGAAAAUGUCAGUACUUGUCAAGCCCCUCAGGUGAGGUCCCCAGCCCCCGGUGCUGUGGUUGUGCUGAAUUCCCUCCUCCCUGUGGAAUAUUCCUGAGUCUUUCCAUGGAUCGAGGAGGGCUGGGAGUGUUUGUGGUGUGGAUGCUGCCCUGAGGAAUGGCCCGAGCCCAGGUGGGAGGGAAAUGGUGCUGAAAUCACCCACUUCUGGCCUUUACCUUCCCCUCCUGCACUCCCAGCCUGAAGUUCCACCUUUCUGCAAAUAAAAAAAUGGAUAUUUUUUUUUUUUUUUUAGCAAAAGGAAUCCUGCUUUAAAACCAAUUUGACAAAUGAAGUCAGAUUGGAGGGGAAGGUGCUGAGCUGGAUGGAAAACCCCAACCCCAACUCCUCCUGAAGAACAAUAAAACAGAUUUUAAAGGCUCUCUGUAUAACUUUGCAUUCUUCCCCCUCCUCCCCUAAUUCCCCUCUUGAUUAUAAUGUACUAAUUAUCAUCUCCAGCCUUAAUUUGAGGGGGAAACAGUGAAGAAAUGCAGAUUGUCACAGUGUGGGGCUGUCACUGUGCCCCCCUAUGUCCCACAGGCACAACUCCUGGCUCAGCCCUUGAACGUGGUGCAAUAAAGUUCUUGCAGUAAAAUCUC